AGAGUUCAUUGCCAACAACUAUUCUUCAAUCAAAUCGGCUAACCCUCAUUUCCCGAUUUUGGUCCGCGAAGCAAGUGGAGUUGAAGCGCGUUUCUUUGCACGAUACGAUUUUGGGAAGGAAAAGAAGGUUGUGUUAAACAAUCUUUCGGCAAAAGAAGUAGAGUCCAAGUUAGAAGAAUUG
Molecule: messenger RNA, 181 nt
Organism: Acaulospora colombiana
Lineage: Eukaryota; Fungi; Glomeromycota; Glomeromycetes; Diversisporales; Acaulosporaceae
Source: the annotation of a GenBank genome assembly